Molecule: messenger RNA, 2577 nt
Organism: Thermothelomyces thermophilus ATCC 42464
Lineage: Eukaryota; Fungi; Ascomycota; Sordariomycetes; Sordariales; Chaetomiaceae
Exons: 5
Coding region: 1-2577 (858 amino acids)
Molecular function (GO): NAD+ binding
Source: RefSeq, a predicted model, not a curated record
AUGCCGACAACCUACGUUGCUCCGGGUUGCGACCCAUUGUUGCAAGAUAUUGCAAAUACCUUGUGGAAGUCGCGGAAGGUCGUCGUCAUUACUGGUGCCGGCAUCAGCACCAACUCGGGCAUCCCGGACUUCCGCUCCGAAAAUGGUCUGUACUCCCUGAUUCAGGCCCAAUUUGACGCCGCUCAGCAGCAAGCUACGGAAAACAACGGCGACGCUGGUGGACAGGACGCAGAGCAGAGACCAGCGAAGCGACAGCGGAAGACGUUAGACGACCCCGAGCUUGGGCGCCGCCGGGCGUCCCGAGAUCAUGGACUACCAUUCCCAGGGCUGCGCGGUGCCACAGAAAAGUCGAAUGACACCAGAACGGAUCAGAACACCGAAAACACCGAUUCUCCCGACUCGAAGGCGAACCGUCUGGCGGACGCUCAACAUCCCAACCCGGAGAAUGCACCCUGCCCAUCGUCCCCUCCCAGCUUUGUCCUUGGCACCCCGCACCCGCGAAGAGCCCAUCUCCUCGAAACGCUCCCCGGAAGCUCCUCGCCUCUCUCGUCUCCACCCCCUAUCAUGUACGAUCCUUAUCAGGAGACGACAAGCUGCUCGUCCGACAGAGGCACCGAGUCGUCCCGGUCUCAGAGCGAGGAACCGUCUUCAGCAACUACCCCUCUCCUCUCGUCGCAAACGUCCAUCACCUCUCGAACGUCGCUUCCUUCGAUGAAAGGGCGCGACCUUUUCGAUGCCCAAAUCUGGUCGUGCCCCAUCAAAACAUCGGUCUUUUACACCUUUGUGUCCACGCUUCGCGAGAAAGUGCGAAAUGCCGAACCCACGAUUAGUCACCGGUUUGUCAGCGUCCUCCGAGACAGCAGAAAGCUGGUCAGAUGCUACACCCAAAACAUCGAUCAGCUGGAGGAACGUGUCGGCCUUAGUACCUCGUUAUCUCUGGGCGCCGGGAGCCGAUACCGCUUCUCCACCAGAGCCGGGCGGAACAGCGGCGCGGCAAAAGGACAAGCGAGGGGCGCCGAUGGGGCACCCGAGGCAAAUCAGGCGGCAUCCCAGAAGGACGAGGAUCAGGAGCGAUCACGGACGACGCAGCCGGACUCAACCAAUGUGCAGGACGAGGGCUCUCCGCCGGCUUCACAGCAAACAGUUCCAGCGGCGCCCAACCGCGGAGUUGAGUGUGUGUUCCUGCACGGGUCCCUGGCUGAACUUCGCUGCUUCGUGUGCGCCCGCACCGCUUCAUGGGAAGAAGACGACCGACUAGAGGACACCCUCGCCGGUCGGCAACCAACCUGUCCACAUUGCGCCGGGGCGACUGCUGCCCGGGAAGAAAAGGGCAAGCGAGCCCUCGGAGUCGGCAAGCUCCGGCCAGACAUCGUCCUCUACGGAGAAGAGCACCCACAUGCCCACCUCAUCAGCCCCCUGGUGCAGCACGACCUCUCGCUAGGCCCCGACAUGCUCCUGAUACUGGGGACUAGCAUGCGUGUCCACGGACUCAAAGCGCAAGCAGCAAUCCCAGCAUCGUCGCCCGUAUCGAAGGCCCUGCCCUCGGAUACUCUGAGCGGCAACAAUGGUAACAGCUCCAUCUCGGCGGCAGUCAAAAGUCGCAGACGGAAGCAGGCCGUUGCAUGGCGCAUAAUAGGCGGUGUCGAGACUCGUGUCACACUCAACAACACAGCAGAACCCCAAAUGCCAGUGGCAUCAUCUUUGCCUCGCUCCCAAGCCGUCCUUCGGCCCUCACCGGUGCCUCACCACCGCCGGCUACCGCCGCCGACACCAACGACACCUAAGCCAACGCCCCCAUACCAGCCUAACAAUACCCAGAGCCAUAUUCCUCGUCCGCAACCCAUCACCGCGGCCCCCCCGGCAUCGGCAAUUGAUAUGGCUAUCAAUGCUGGCUUCCGUGAGACGGACCGCCUCAUCGCACAAGUUCACCACGAGACUCUACUCUCCCGCCCCGCGACGCCGUCGCAACUGCGUCUUCCGCCGUUAUUAGCAGCAAAUCUCCCCGACCAGAGGCAUCGGCCGGGGCAAUCAAACGACAACAAUUACAACAGCCAACAACAGCAUAUUUGGGAGCAGCAACAACAGCACAACUAUCCCACAACGAAACUUGUUCCCCUCGAACCGAAAGUGGAUUCGCCCGGUCCGCGCCAGGCGAUCUCCUCCAACGUGGGGAGUCCGGUCGCAUGCGCAUCCGCGGGGAGGAACCCGUUCUUCCUUUCCGACCCGUUGGCCGGAUGGUUGGGAUACCCGCCCGUCUGGCUGCACCAUCACCCACCACAUCAUCUUCAUCCUCAUCAUCCUCACCAGAAGUUUCGAACAGACAUGCCGCCGCAGCAACAACGGAGGGAUUACGGCGGGAACAACUAUGACGGGAGCGACGGCCGCAGCGGCGCGACUGACGAUCGGAAAUGCAGCAGGGUUGCGGAUACGGAUUCGGGCACGGGGUCGGAUGCAAAGAGGGAACAGCAGCGGGAGACGGAGGCGUCAUCGCCAUGGUGUCCAAACGAGCAGCUCAGGAAGGAGCAGGAGGCGGCUCUGAUGCUCUCUGCCAUGCGUGGAACGGGAGAAUAUCGUUGA